AAAAUCAUUCUGGUCCUUCAAAUCCAACGGCUGAUAUUCCACGGCGGUCAGAAUCAUCGAAAUCGCGGUGGUUUCAAAAUCUCCCUAAACAUAUAAAUAAACAAAAUUGUUUAUUCAUUUUUCUUUUUUGUUGAAAGGUAACGUUAAUGGUUAUGUAGUUAGGGUUUUGUUUGAUUAACGGAGAUCAUGUCAUCAAUGAUUGAAACUCUAAGGCCAAUUACACACACCAAAUUUCAUGGUUCAUGCCUGCUUCGUUCUCAAUCUAGGGUUUUCCUUCACUGUAACCGUUUUAUUACGAGUCCGACGUCGUUUCCUCCGAUAGUUUCUUCUUCGCAGACCCUAGGAGGCGUUUGGGGAGGUGGAUUUUUGAGAAAUCAUCAGAAGAUAAGGGAGUACAGGAUUUUAGCUAAUUGUCAAGAUAGUGAUUCAUCAACAACAACAACAGCAACAACAGCAGCAGCAGCAAAUUCAAGUGAUAACAGAACAGAAACAGAAGGGCAAAAGAGUAGUAAUAGUAAUAAUAAUUCUUCAUCAAAUUCAGGCCCUAAACAGAGAAAAGGGAAAAGUCAAUGGUGGUGGUCAAAGAAACAGACUUGGAGAUGGCAACCGUUGAUUCAAGUACAAGAAAUUGGUGUUGUACUUUUGCAAUUAGGGAUUGUUAUGUUUGUUAUGCGGUUACUCCGACCCGGAAUUACUUUACCCGGCUCGGAACCCAGGCAACAGACUACUUUUAUCAGUGUGCCGUAUAGUGAAUUCUUGAGUAAGAUUAGUUGUAAUCAAGUGCAGAAAGUUGAAGUUGAUGGUGUGCAUAUUAUGUUUAAAUUGAAAAACGAAGGGAUUAUUAGCAGUGAGGUUAGUGAAGGGAUUAAUAGUAACAGUAAGUUUCAAGAAUCGGAAUCUUUGUUGAGGAGUGUUUCGCCUACUACUAAGAGAAUUGUUUAUACGACUACUAGGCCUACUGAUAUUAAAACUCCUUAUGAGAAAAUGCUUGAGAAUCAGGUUGAAUUUGGUUCUCCCGAUAAAAGGUCUGGUGGAUUCUUGAACUCUGCUUUGAUAGCAUUGUUCUAUGUGGCUGUGCUUGCAGGGCUUCUUCACCGGUUCCCUGUUACCUUUUCUCAGCAUACAGCUGGUCAAAUUAGGAAUCGCAACUCUGGGGGCUCUGGCGGUGCAAAAGUGUCUGACCAAGGAGAAACAAUCACUUUUGCUGAUGUCGCUGGUGUCGAUGAGGCCAAAGAAGAGCUGGAAGAGAUUGUGGAAUUCCUCAGGAAUCCGGACAGGUAUAUAAGACUUGGUGCCCGCCCUCCUCGAGGUGUUCUUUUGGUUGGUCUUCCUGGGACUGGUAAGACUCUUUUGGCAAAGGCUGUUGCUGGAGAAGCUGAAGUGCCAUUCAUAAGUUGUUCUGCUAGUGAAUUUGUCGAAUUAUAUGUGGGAAUGGGUGCAUCCCGUGUGAGAGAUCUCUUUGCUCGGGCAAAGAAGGAGGCACCAUCAAUCAUCUUCAUCGACGAGAUAGAUGCUGUGGCAAAAAGCCGUGAUGGGAAAUUUCGUAUUGUCAGCAAUGAUGAACGGGAGCAAACUUUGAAUCAAUUGCUUACUGAAAUGGACGGGUUUGAUAGCAAUUCCGCUGUUAUUGUUCUUGGCGCAACAAACAGAUCAGAUGUCUUAGAUCCUGCACUUCGACGACCAGGAAGAUUCGAUCGCGUGGUUAUGGUGGAAACACCUGAUAGGAAGGGAAGAGAAGCUAUUCUAAAAGUGCACGUUUCUAAGAAAGAGCUUCCUCUUGGAGAGGAAGUUGACCUGAGUGAUAUCGCGUCUAUGACCACUGGUUUUACUGGGGCUGAUCUUGCAAAUCUGGUUAAUGAAGCUGCUUUAUUGGCCGGGAGAAAUAAUAAAAUAGUAGUUGAGAAAGUUGAUUUUAUUCAUGCAGUGGAGCGCGCAAUAGCUGGUAUAGAGAAAAAGACUGCCAAGUUACAAGGAAGUGAGAAGGCGGUGGUUGCACGUCAUGAAGCUGGUCAUGCAGUGGUAGGUACUGCCAUUGCCAGUCUCCUUCCUGGACAGCCCCGUGUUGAGAAAUUAAGCAUAUUACCCAGGUCGGGAGGGGCAUUGGGCUUUACUUAUACACCUCCAACAAACGAGGAUAGAUAUUUGCUCUUCAUUGAUGAGUUACGUGGUCGCAUAGUUACUCUUCUUGGAGGACGUGCAGCAGAAGAAGUUGUUUAUUCAGGUCGUGUUUCAACAGGUGCACUGGAUGAUAUACGGCGAGCUACUGACAUGGCAUAUAAGGCAGUAGCAGAAUAUGGUCUUAAUCAAACAAUAGGACCUCUGUCUCUUGCUACACUCUCUGGAGGUGGAAUGGAUGAAUCUGGAGCUGCUCCAUGGGGAAGGGAUCAGGGCCAUCUUGUUGAUCUUGUUCAAAGAGAAGUGAAAGUAUUGCUGCAAUCUGCCCUAGAAGUAGCACUUUUGGUGGUUCGUGCUAAUCCAACUGUCUUGGAGGGGCUUGGUGCCCAUUUAGAAGAGAAAGAGAAAGUAGAAGGUGAGGAGUUGCAAGAGUGGUUGAAGUUGGUGGUUGCUCCGAAAGAACUUUCACUCUUUAUCAAAGGCAAGCAAGAGUCCCUUGUCCCACUGCAGGCUGCCUCAUGAUAGCAACGUCUUGUGUAUCAGCUCUGCAGUUUCAAGCAAAAUGCAGAGUUAACUUACAGCUCUACUUGCCAGCACAGCCUUUUGCAUGGCUUGAACUCACCCUUACAACAUUGUAUAUUUCACCGAGGUAAGUUUUGGCUGCAUUUUAACUGUAACAGCCUUGAACUACUCGAAGUGGGGGGAAAAGCUGAAGCUUUACUUAUUCCAUAGCCUUCUCCAAAGGUCUUGCCAUAUUAACGUCACCUUUGAUUUUGGUUUUUGAAAUUGUUCUAUAUUGGCUAUAGAGUCGAUACAGGUUUUGACUGUCAUCAAUUGUAACUGUUAUUUAGCUCUACACAUGAUUAUUAUAUGAAAAAUACAAUAAUAUGAGAUAUGUUGGUUCACAAAGACUUUGUGCAUACAAGCACUGUACAUAUUUAUUACAAUAAUAUUACAAUUUACACCUGCA
Molecule: messenger RNA, 3085 nt
Organism: Ricinus communis (castor bean)
Lineage: Eukaryota; Viridiplantae; Streptophyta; Magnoliopsida; Malpighiales; Euphorbiaceae
Product: ATP-dependent zinc metalloprotease FTSH 9, chloroplastic
Exons: 13
Coding region: 187-2637 (816 amino acids)
Biological process (GO): proteolysis
Cellular component (GO): chloroplast thylakoid; membrane
Molecular function (GO): metalloendopeptidase activity; ATP binding; ATP hydrolysis activity
Source: RefSeq, a predicted model, not a curated record